This is a messenger RNA of Periconia digitata, 3031 nucleotides long. The record is from the annotation of a GenBank genome assembly. NCBI's taxonomy places the organism in Eukaryota, Fungi, Ascomycota, Dothideomycetes, Pleosporales, Periconiaceae.
UCCAUCGACAGAAACACGGCAGCCAGCCAAAUGGCCACCACACCACCAGCCACCCGCCCACCGCCUUCCUUCGUCCUCGUGCUAGUCCUGGAGAUGCCAUUGACAACCAACACCUACUUAUCCUCCCUCGCAAUGCCGCAUAUCUUUUGCCCCUCCCCAUUGACCUCCUCCCUCGUUGCAUCCGUCAUCAUAGUGCCCUCCAUUAUUAUUUCUCGUCGCUGCCGAUAAUCCCGUAUCGCUGCCUCUUUGGGUCCUGCCCGAACGUCUCUCGUCUCAGAAACACCCCCUGCGUGUCAGAAUUCCCAUGCACACGGCUCGUCGUCUUUUCUACCCGCUCUGCACUACACUCCAUCUGAAUAUUGUCCGCCUGCAAAGCAGAAUAGAAGCAAAGGAAUAGAAGAAAAGAACAAACCUGCAGUCACCCAACAGCCAUCCAUUGGGUCAUACCCAUCUGCUGCACCAUCAUCAAAAACAACACGCCAACCACCACCGGUUCCCCCGCAUACAUACCUACACACAUAAUAUAUCCACACGCCUCAUCGCAUACAUACCUACAUAGACACGUACAGACACGCGAAUUGCAGCGCCUGCAUUGCUCCUUCGGACCGGCCAUCCCUUUCCCGAAUUGUCAUCCUCCCGCAUAUUAUCCCCUUUUGCUAGACACACAGAAAAAUGGUUCUGUGCCUGGCGCUUCAGGUUUGAGACGUUCCUCAGACAUCUGCCACCUCCGCAUCGCUGCACCCGCUUCGGCCUCAUUCAUCCCCCCCGGCCUUUGUGCGCUUCACCUCUGCCUGAUCCAUCACCCUGUCCGCCCGCUAUUAUCUCGCUUUGCCAUCGCUUCCCUUGCGCCUUGACUGCAGCAAACAACCGGGUUCCUACGUUUGAGCCACGCCUGCCCCUCGUCAGCUCGCCAGUUUCAUCCCACAUCCACUCCCAGUCCGUCUUCGCCUUUCUCAUCCGAGAUCCACCUGAUCUACCACCCCCGGUCUCCUCAACGCCCGAAGCUUAACAUCUAAUAGCCCUCGCCUCCCAGUCGCAACCCUCCUCUUCUCUCCCUCUCUACCUACCCUCUCCCUCUCCCUCUCCACCACAUCCCACACUCCUCCCCCACCCGUCCCCUCGACGACCGACAUUCUUUAACUUCGAUUCGUAUCUGGCUGGCCGGGUUGAACAUCGACUGGAUUCCUCCUCCUUCCGGCCGACGAUUCUUUUCUUUUCCGCAUACGCCCUUUAAUCACUUGUUGUAAUCACCGUUGACCGGCACCCUCUCUCUUGCUGCUGUGCGCACACUUGGAUGCUUUGCGCCACGCAAGCGUAGACGACCAACACCAACCCGAGGACAAAACCCUUCACUACCAAUCGCUACACCCCACACUUCAUCAUGGGCGCUUCCGUUUGGCAUGGCUUCUUCACUCCGCAGAAGCUUGUCUUCAACUUUCUUUUCUGGGGUUUCCACUGGGCAAUCUUCGCCAUAGGAUGGUGGAAACAACAAGGCGAUGCACGUCUUGCCCCGCUUAAUGCUCUCCAGUUCUCCGUCUGGAUUUCGCGAGGUGCUGGUCUGGUCCUCUCCGUCGACACCAUGGUUAUUGUCAUGCCCAUGUGCAGGAACAUCCUCCGAGUGAUUCGACCCAAGAUCAGAUGGCUUCCUUUGGACGAAUCCAUGUGGUUCCACAGACAGGUUGCCUACGCUAUGCUGUUCUUCACCAUCCUCCACACGUCGGCCCAUUACGUCAACUUCUUCAACGUUGAGAGGACACAGGUCCGUCCGCAGAUUGCUCUCCAGAUCCACUACUCCGAGGCUGGUGGCAUUACUGGACACAUUAUGUUGCUUUGCAUGCUGCUCAUUUACACGACGGCACACCACAGGAUCCGACAGCAGUCUUUCGAGACGUUUUGGUACACCCACCACCUGUUCAUUCCAUUCCUCCUCGGCAUGUACACACACGCUACCAGCUGUUUCGUGCGUGACACCGCCCCCAGCUUUUCUCCCUUUGACUCGGAGAACUUCUGGACCCACUGCAUUGGUUACGAAGGUUGGCGAUGGGAGCUUUUUGGCGGCGGUUUCUACUUGCUCGACCGUCUCUACCGUGAGGUCCGCUGCAGACGCCAGACUCAAAUCGUCAAGGUCGUCCGUCACCCAUAUGACGCCGUCGAGAUCCAAUUCACCAAGCCUAGCAUGAAAUACAAGCCCGGCCAAUGGCUCUUCCUCAACUGCCCAGAAGUCAGCUACCACCAAUGGCACCCCUUCACCAUCACCUCCUGCCCGCAAGACCCCUACAUCUCCGUCCACGUCCGCCAGGUCGGUGACUUCACCCGCGCCCUCGCCGAUGCUCUUGGUGCUGGACAAUCCCAAUCCAAACUCUAUGACGAACUCGACCCAAUGGGUAUGUACGAAAUCGCGCUGCAGCACGGCCAAAAGAUGCCCGCUCUCCGCAUCGACGGACCCUACGGUGCUCCCGCCGAAGACGUCUUCGAGAACGAAAUCGCCGUCCUCAUCGGUACGGGUAUCGGUGUUACACCCUGGGCCUCCAUCCUCAAGUCCAUCUACCACAUGCGUCUUUCCCCCAACCCUCCCAAGCGUCUCCGUCGUGUGGAAUUCAUCUGGGUCUGCAAGGACACUUCAUCCUUUGAAUGGUUCCAGACCCUCCUCUCCUCCCUCGAAGCGCAAUCCACAAACGGCUCCGGAAACGAACAAGACCAGUUCCUCCGCAUCCACACAUACCUCACGCAGAAGAUCGACUCCAACACGGCGCAAAACAUUGUCCUCAACUCGGUUGGCACCGACAAGGAUCCCCUCACCGAACUCAAAUCCCGCACCAACUUUGGCCGUCCCGAUUUCCACCGCCUUCUCGCCGGCAUGCGCGACGGCAUCAUCGAUCGCACGUACAUGUCCGGUCUCGAGAGCACCCUCCGCACAGACGUCGGUGUCUACUUUUGCGGUCCCAACGUCGCCGCCAGGGACAUAAGGAAAGCUUGCAAAGGCGCAAAAUGCCAGGAAGUCAACUUCAAGUUCUGGAAGGAGCAUUUCUAG